CAGAAGUCCGUUACUCUUCGAAUUUUUGAAUUUUAACGUACAAUUUUUUAUCAGUUUUACCAUAUAUGUGAGUUUUACACACGAUGAAUUAAAUAAUAAUGGAAGACAGCGUGAACGUGGCGAUUAGAGUUAGACCUUCGUCGAAUGUCUUCGAGAAAUCAAUUGCGGUAUCGGUAGUGAGCAAUAACCCACCGGUCCUCCAUGUUACCAAUAAACAGCUGUACUCUUUUGAUAACAUAUUCUCCGACAACGCUUCUCAGAAGGAGGUGUACGAUGCUAUGGUUAAACCGUUGGUUAAGAAAGUGCUGGGAGGGUAUAACUGCACCGUCUUCGCUUACGGUCAAACGGGUACGGGGAAAACGUACACCAUUGGCAGUAAUCCGAAGUCCGAUUCAGAAGCAGGUUUUAUCGCUCGCGCGUGCGACGAGCUCUUCAGCAAUCGUGAAGAUUACAGAGAUCUGGCCGUCUCGAUUACCUUUUACGAAAUAUACAACGAGAAAGUCCUCGAUUUGUUGAGCCACAAGAAGGGGCACGUCCCUGUGAAAGGUUUUAAAGUCGAUGGAUUAGAAACGAUACAAGUGCACAAUCAGAAGGAGGCGGCCCAAUUACUCGCUGUCGGUAGUUUGAAUCGUCACACGGGCGAGACGAAGCAGAAUCGUUUCAGUUCUCGUUCGCACGCCGUGUUCACACUGACUUGCGUCGUUAAGAAUGAGAACCACGAAACCGAAGCGAAGUUAAAUCUGGUGGACCUGGCCGGGUCGGAGAGCGUCCGCCGCACCGGAACCGAGGGCUCCCAGUUUCAGGAGGGCGUCAACAUCAACAAGGGCCUGUUCUACAUCGGUCGCGUUAUUAACGCGUUAACGACGAACGUGGCUCACGUACCGUACCGUCAGUCGAUGAUCACGACCACGCUGCAGGAUUCUUUGAGUAAGCGUAAUUUUAUCACGCUCGUCGCGUGCGUCAGCCCCGAUCUGCAGGACGUUCAGGAGACGAUUCAGACGCUCGAAUUCGCGCAGGGAACGAAGAGGGUGAAAAACAGGCCUGAGGUGAACAAUGUCAUUUUGGAGUAUAAGAAGAAGAACCCCACACUGUUCGAGCGUCCCGCGCCUUCUUCGGCCGUAAAAGUUCGCCCGACGCCCUUGAAGCGCCAAAAUCAAUCGAUGGACUGCCCCAAUACCCCGAGCUUCGCGAAAACGCCGAAGGUAAAUCAUACCUGGACGCCUGGAGUUCAGACUCCGCCCACUUUGGCCGCGUUGAGCGUGGCCUCGUCGCUCGGAGACGGCACGAUCGUACUGUCGUCUUUCAGUCCCAUCGUCAAAAAAUGCACGGAAGCGGUCGAGAACAAAAUCAUGGAGAAAUUCCCGCUGCUGAUGAAGUCGUACGCGCCCCGAUGCAGCGCGGAAAUCGACGAGCAACAAUUUUCCUGGCAGCGUUUGCACGCGGAAGUGUCGCAAAUCGUGCGAAACGAGUUCGUGCAACUAACGACGGAACGCUCACGGGCGUGCAGCAGUCCCAUUCAGUGCUCCAACGUUGCGAAACGCCUGGAGUUCGACGACGACGAUGACGCCUUUGUCUUCAAAGUACCCAAGAAACCGCCUCCAAAGGUUGCCGAGAAAAAGGCGACAACUCGACGAAGUGCCCGCCUGUCAAAGAAGGUCUCACCCCCGCCACCUACCCAGCAGCCGCCCAGACGGCAAAGCGUAAGGCUAAUCAGCAAGAAUCGGACGGAGGUUUCACCAAAACCUCGACGGAGCAGUUCGAAACGCCCUCCCAUUCCCACGCCACGCAAAACGCCGUCGACUCAGGACGCCAAACACGCGCACCACGCCCACAUCCUAAGCGUACUAAACAAAGGCAACGAAAAGGAGCUUCAAAAACUUCCGUCCGUCGGUGCCAAGACGGCGAGACAAAUCUUUCUGUACAGGCAACUGCACGGACCACUGGACGACAUCAAAGAUCUGGCGAAAAUGCAGUCGUGGAUAGGAAACCAAUACCAAAGAUUCUUACGGUCUAAUUUUCUGCAGAUUGAUGACUGAUUAGAAAAAAGGUUUGUAGACAUUCAUGUUGAAUUACUUGCCUUUUCGUAAAAGAAACAAAAUGGUAAAUAUAAUUAUUAAUAAUGUAGCUACAAAGCUUUUUUUUUAAAUAAUGGCCAAAAUACGGGAUCCAUAAGUUAACAUGAAUGGAUUUUGCAUGUUAUGAGAUUGACUUUAUCAAUUUAUGUGUAUUUAUUCUUGUUUAUAUAUUAAAGACUUGCAUUUAAAGGUGUCUACGCCACAUUCCCAAUUGUAAUUAUGUUAAUUCCACUUCAUCCUACCUCUGGUUAAUAUUUGAUGAGAUCUGUGGUUAAAUAAAUAAAGAAGAC
This is a messenger RNA of Photinus pyralis (common eastern firefly), 2365 nucleotides long. It is a transcript of the gene nod, whose product is annotated as kinesin-like protein Nod. The coding region runs from base 99 to 2036 and encodes 645 amino acids. NCBI's taxonomy places the organism in Eukaryota, Metazoa, Arthropoda, Insecta, Coleoptera, Lampyridae. The record is from RefSeq and is a predicted model, not a curated record. The transcript has 9 exons. Gene Ontology annotation, biological process: mitotic spindle organization; microtubule-based movement. Gene Ontology annotation, molecular function: microtubule motor activity; microtubule binding; ATP binding.